Molecule: messenger RNA, 1092 nt
Organism: Saccoglossus kowalevskii
Lineage: Eukaryota; Metazoa; Hemichordata; Enteropneusta; Harrimaniidae
Product: sphingosine 1-phosphate receptor 2-like
Source: RefSeq, a predicted model, not a curated record
AUGGUAUCCCCAGAAAUGUUUACAGAUGUGACUAACUCCAUGCCAACGGAUAUUUAUACAACUGAUAUUCCUGUUAUCUAUUUUAGAUACUGUCAAGUUUUCAAAGGGGAGGCGGAGUUAGCCAUCACACUGCUCCUUGUCGCACUUGCCGUAUUUACGAACUUAUUGUUUUUUUAUGUCAUUGCGCGAACUGCCACCAUUAGGACGACCCUCAUGGUCCUGUUUUGCAACUUAGAUUUGUGUGAUCUUUUGUACGCAAUCGUGAGAGCGGGUAUCCUCGGGUCUGGAUACUCUUGUGCUACAAUGAUACCGGCUGAAAUCCCGACGAAGACGUCGACUUUUACGAUCGUUGUCAUAGCAACUGAACGAUUCUAUGCAAUAUGUCAGCCGCAUCUAUACAGUAGACGCAAACUGAAUGACAAAGCCGAAAUAAGCGCGUUGGUACUCUCCACGUGGGUGCUUGGAAUAUUGAUGAGUGUCGUGCCGUUGUUAUUAAAUGGUUGCUAUAGCACCAACGACAUAUUGAAAUUGGCAACGUCUGAAUUCAUAGACGCGAUUCUAUUUGUGGCGUGCAUAGCUAUUUGUGUGGAAUUCUACAGACGGAUUUUCAAAAAAUUCAAAACUGAUAUCGUACCAGACACGUUCCCCGGCGUUUUUGAUGAAAAGGAAUUAGUAAUUUUAUGUCGGAAUGUUACUGUUUUUCAUUUUAGCAUCAUCACUAUCACCUUCAUUGCACGGCUUAUGUAUACCGUAUUAUAUAUAGCGGACUCGACGUCUGUGAAUGCUAUAUUUUGCUUGUACAAGAUACCAAAUUUACUUCUUCUGUUUGAAGCGGUUUUGAAGCCAAUCGGAUAUUUAGCAACGAAUCCUAGGCUACGACAAUCUCUGAAAGACUCUUUCAAUUUUAGCAACGAGGACAACAAUAAAGAUGUGACGAAAAAACCUGCACGGCAAAUGCUGAAGAAAUAUACGUCAAAUCGAGUUAGACCAGAAACAUCUAGUACGAGUCAGAAAAGGCAUGGUCUCCAUGGUGAUAGUGUUAGUGGCGAUGAACGAUCAAAACCAAAACAGUCGCCGUUCACUCUGUUUUGA